UGGGGAAGAAGAGUGGCGCACACAAUGCACUGCACGGCUGACAAGGGUUGUGUCUGAUUUUCACGAUUAAUUUCCAAUUCCGUAGAAACUUGUGAAGGGGGUGCAGCGGAGCCGAUCGCUUUCUCUCCGUAUGUAUUUGGAUUUAGUAAGAAUAAGAAAUCUUUGAGCGGAAUCGUUGGCAAAUGGUCCAACUAAUCCACAAACAUUGGAUUACACCACAGUGAAGGCUGCAUGAAGGAGCUGCCCAGCCCAACGGGGGCUUGGCCGACACCCUCGUUUAUGGAAAUCGACACCGAGGCUUUAAUAUUUGGGCCUUGAUUUUUUCCGUUUAUGGUGAAGCUGGAACGACAGACGGGUUGGGUGUUAAGAAUCAUUUUUCAUGGACGAUUGGUUGCAAAACAACCCCGUCCUGCUUCCUUUAACAAAUAUUGCUUGUGGCUAACAGCUGGAUCAGCUAACACUAGCGAGCCCGAAUGCUAACGUUACGUCUUUCUUUUGAUGUGAAUUCAACCAUUACUAUCGGCCAUCAACACAUUUCGGCAGUGGACAUAUUUGUUCUCCUUUUUGCAGAUUACAGGUUAGCUUUUCAGUAAACUGUCCGGCUUGUCAGUCUUUUCCAGACACGUUUUAAGAAUAUAGUUGUAUUCUUAGGUCACUGGCUAAAUAUAUUGUAAUGUAUUGCCGUGUAAAUGCUACCAAAAUGCUAAUUAGCUGGAGUCAACACUGACCUGACGUUAGCCCGCAUUACUUUAACUCAAACAGCAUUUUACUCCUUUUUAUAUUUGGAGUAAAUUGCAGGCGCUGUCAACAAUAACAUUUUACAUUUAACAUUAAUACGAAAUAAUGUCACGGCCACUGGUGUGUUAAUGUCGGAUAUCUGGGUUAUUGGCCUUGCUAACGCUAACUAACUAGCUAUCGUUUUGCUAACAGGCAAAUAAAAUUGUCAGCAGAAAAAAAAAGAAAUCCUACACGCAAGAGUUGCAUGAGCAAUAACAAGGUUUAAGUGAUUUCCAUUUCGAAAUUUAUCUAGAGACGAUUUGGCCUGCUUUGUCCGCAGCACAAGUAACGUUGGUCUUUUUUUGUUUACAUGCGUAUAACUUAAUGUCGGUUGGAUUUCUUGCUAGCUAGCUAAUGUUAGCCAUCUAAACAGCAAUGUCCUGACAUUUAAGUGUCUGUCGUGGAUAGUUUUAAAUACCCAUGUGGGGCUAAGUUUGCGUUCAGAUUCAUUGAAAUGACACUCAAAUUUCGCCGGAAGAAAGGCACUGAUGCCGAUAGACAGUUGUCAAAGGACGGUAAAUAAUAGCCACUGGUUCCAUUAACGCCAUUUUAACAGGGGCUCCCUGCGAGGGCCUGUCUGUGUGGUGGUGUUUUAUUAGCGGUUCGGUGCCUUAGACCGGACCGGGACUUGAUUAAAGUGCCUCUUGGUUUCUCACUGGAGUUACAAAAGGAGGUUUGCAACAUGGAGGGCCCGAGCCGAAGCACUGGAUUUAGGCAGAGCCGACGGUCCCGUUCACAGCGCGACAGGGAGCGGCGGAGGAGGAGAGUGAACCUGGCCGAGGAGCGGGCCACAUCCCUGUCCUCGGGCUCCGACCGGGAGGCUUGUGGGACGAACACUGUUCUGGGUCCCGGCGGGAGAGAAUGCCGACCUGGUUUUGGGAGACACAGGCCUCCACGCCGGAGGAAGAGAGAGUCGGUGUCCUGCGAGGAAGACAUCAUUGAUGGCUUCGCUAUCGCGAGCUUUGUCAGCUUGGAGGCACUGGAGAUGGACUGCUCUCUGAAGCCCAGUCAGCGCACUGAUAUUCCAUGCAGGAGGAACAAGGGGAAGAGGGGGCCCGAGGAGAACGGUGGAGGGUCGGAGCCGGAGGAGGGGGCCCCGCACAGCUACUCCAGCAGCUACUGGAACAAGAGUAAAAAUAAGAGGAGAAAGAUCGAGAACAAAGACAUCAUGAACAGUAAAGAAAAUAAUUCAACUAAUAAAACAACAGGACGAAAAGAAAAUAAUAAAAAUAAAUGCAGGGGACACCCUUUGGAGACCGGCUACAUUUGUGACACUGAGAGUGAUACGGGAGAUAAGGCCUCCGAAAACGACAUGGACCCAGUCUUCACAGUCAGUACGAGGAAAGUUGUGGAGCCUGCCCCCUCAAACAUGGCCACAUCCAUGGGCAAAAUCUGCCCGCCCCUCCCGGCCCGUAUUGGUGGCAUCUCACGGUUGAUGGUGACCCCGAGAGUAUCUGGCCUAGAGCGAAGUCAGGAGAAAAACCUGGAGCAACACUUCCUAGAGCCUGCUUCUUCUACCUCUUCUGCCCUCUUCUCUCGUCUGCCUUCCCCCAUCACAGCCCCCGGCACGGCCCCCCGCUCCAGCCCGUUCAACGGAAACGGCAGCCGGCACAACGGCAGCCCGCCCCUCUCCAAACCCAAACCCUUCCUCACUUUGCCUGGACGGUCUCACUCCAUAUACAGGGGCAACGGCACAGUCAAACCUCCCUCAUCUGCAUCUGUUGCGUCUUCCUCAUCCUCCAUGCGCCCUCCGACUCCCUCCACCAGUGUGUCGCUGCCCUACAUCAGGGGCUCAGGACCCCCAGGGCCCAUCAGACCCCCAUCCCGAGCCGGCUCUGGGGCCUUGUUCACAUCUUCACCUGGUCUUCCUCCCCCUCCACCUCUGCUACAAGGUUCUGGCCACUCAACAGUAGCAGACCAAGAAUUACUUCGUCAAAACCUAAACUCCCACUUCUUGAAUUCACAAGAGCGCGAGGGGAGACGCAGUGUCCCGGGGGCUGAAAACGACGGAGCAGCUGCUGGCCGCUCCACUCCUGGUGGUCCGUCGGCAUCCAACUCCGGCCCAGGUUCAUCAGGCCGGUCGUCGGCGAACCAGACGAGCAUCCCGCCUCUGGCCUUCCAGUUCCAUCAGCACAACCACCAGCACCAACACACGCACACGCACCAACACUUCACACCCUUCCUGCACCCCACAGCCACCGCGCCGCCUCUGUUCGAUAAGUUUGCAGGCAAAAUGGACGGGCUGUAUCGACACCCCUUCUUCCCACAAUACCCACCGCCCUCAGUGCCCAGUAUCCAGCCUGUGAUUCCUCCCACUGGGCCGUUCAGCUCUCUGCAAGGAGCAUUUCAGCCAAAGGGAGCGGGUCCAGAUCUAUCUGCACGACUCGGAGUUGUGCCUCACCACCUGCAGCCCAAAGACCCCAGGCCAACUGAUCCAUUUGGGACACCGUUGAAAAUGAGUAAUAAUAAACCAGGAAAGUGGUGUGCUAUGCAUGUAUAUGUGGCCUGGAUGAUUCUAAGCCAUCAGAAAAAAGUGAAGCUGAUGCACGUUGAUCCUCACAAGUUGGACUUCCGUAGUGACCUGCUGACCCGUCUUCCUGGAGCUGGGGGAAUGGGCUCACUGGGGCCGAUGGGAGGAGCCAUGCCUCCCACUCAUGAUCUGACCAGAUCUCCCAGUCUGUUCUCAGCAGCAGGGGCAGUCAAUCCGUCCUCCUCUCCCUUCAUCUCUCCAUCAACGCCCCACUCCUCUUUCCUCCCGCCAACUGCACACUUAGAUCCGUAUGGCCGAUCCCCACCCUUCACCCCACUUGGGGCCCUUGGUUCUAGUGCCUUCGGAGGACUUGGCAGUCCAACACUGGGAUCUGUGUUUGGCCCUAAAGAUUCACCAGCUAACGUGGUCGGAGGUUUGCCCCCCCCCAACCAUCACGACCCAUGGAACCGUCUGCACGGGGGCCCGUCUGGGUUCGCCCCCGGCCCCAGCUGGGCUAAAGGGCCGGACAAGCGGGACGAGAGGGAUCGAGCGAAGGACGUGGAGAGGAGAGACAGCCCUCACAUCAAGGACGAAAAGGACAGAGACAAUAUGCUGUAUGGCCGACAACCUGUGAGAAUGUCUCCAGUUGGCCCUCCCUCGAAGCCCCGCAGUAGCACCCCAGUCUCCCAUAUAAACGGCCACAGCAGCACCCUGGGGGGCAGCACGGGGCCCAUCGAGGACCUGACCCGCAGCUUAAGCAGAGACAGAGACCGCGAGCGAGACAGAGAGGGGGACAAGAGGCCGCAGCCCACAGUGUCUUCACGGGGCCCUCCUUCAUCUUUAGUAGCAGACAGGGACAGACCACGCUCUUCCUCAUCUUCUGUGCUCACCACUCCCCCGCCCUCCAACCGCUCAGCCCAAUCUCCUCUGGACAUUUACCCCCGCCCAAUGGCCCCGACAGGACACGGCCUCCACAACGACCCCUCACACUCCCAAAGAGACGGUAACCUCCCUUCUUCCUCCGCAGCUUCGGCCUCUGUCACUUCUUUGUCUCAGGCCAAGAAGUCUGACCGGACCACGACCCCCGUGUCUAAACCUCCGCUGCUCCUCCCGCCUGUUAAAGUCAAAGAGGAGCGGAAAGAGGAGCCGGAGCAUAUCCCCAUCACGCUGCCUCCCCCAGCACCCAACAACAGCUUCGAACGCCCCAACAGCCAUCCACACCACCACCGCUCCGGUACCCCUUCCUCUUCCUCUAUGUCACUGACUCCCACUCCCGGUGUUCCUCUCAUGUCACACGCUCAUGCUCAAAACGCUGCUGCUGCUGCUGCACACCACCACCACCAACAACAACAACAACACCAACAACAACAACAACAACAACAACACCAACAACACCAACAACAACAACAACAACAACACCAACAACACCAACAACACCAACAACACCAACAACAACAACAACAACAACACCAACAACAACAACAACAGCACCAGCACCACCUCUCCCUGCUGGACCGCUCCAGGGCCAUCGAGGCGUACCUGGGCAGCACAGGGGCUGCAGGUUUGGUUAUGGGUCCAGGAGGAGAGCGUUUCCACCACGGCCCUGCACAAGGGCCACAGGGGCCCCACAGUUUCACCUGGGAUCCCUGGAGGGAGCUGGCUGCUCAGCAGCAGCAUCAGCAACGCAGGGAGGCCAUGGCACUCCGAGCAGAUCCUCACCUCGCCCUGCGAAACGAUCCACACCUGGCCCGGCUGCUCCAGCAUCAGCGCCUUAUGGAAGCCGCUGCAGCCAACUCUCAGCACCCUCAGACGUCUACCUCUUCCGCCCCCAACUCGGCUGUCCGCCAGGAGUUCGGCCUCAUGGCGCAUCACUUUGAGCGCCCUCAUCACCUCGGACACCCGGGAGGAGGGCUGAUCGAGGAGGACCAGCGCACCCAGAUCCUGAGGGAAGACUUUGAGAGGGCCCGCUACUUUGGUAUGCACCCGCAUAUGCCCCCUGGCGCUCACCUCUCAGGCCCCUCACACGCUGUCGCCGCUGCUCACCUGGAGCAGCUCCACUCCGGCCUUCUCUCCCACUCGCUCCCCCACGGAGCCUCUCACGCUUCCCAGCACCACGCCGGCCUCUUCGCCCGUCUUGGCCAGCUGAACCAGCACCACGUGCCCAACGGCAUCCUGACAAAGACCCCUGCGGGCUUGGUGGGAGCUCUGGCGGUGGGGGCGCCGCCUCCGCUUAUUCCGUCCAUGACCAGCCGCUCGUCCACGCCUCCCCGGAGACUCGGGCCGGGGGAGCUGGCUCUGUACAGCAUCCACAAAGACGGAGAGUCCAGAUAGUACAGGGACAACACUGGAGGAGAUUAAGGGAAAUGUCAGGAUCACUGUGCUGCUCUCUACCUGCCCCCUUUACCUCUUGCAGACUACUAACCCUCGCUGUUACACAACCAAACCAGCUCCAGUCUGCCCAAAAAAGGGUAACCACGCGUGCUUUUCAUUAUGAUAAUAUGUCUCCUUGCUUCCCUCACGGGUUGUAGCUCCUCUCAGCUUGUAUCUGAGAGAAAGAGAUAGUGAGGAGCCAAAGCUUCCAAAUGAGAAACCUCGUCAGUUACUGGAGGUGUGGGAUUUAUUAAAAUACAGGAUAGGAUACACCUGUGUUUCCUUGCAUCCAGAAGCCUCCUAGCUUCUCGUCUCUUCGAGGUGCAUUUAAAGGAUUGAAAGAUCUUCCAUGAUGGCGGGGGGGGGCUGACAGUUUCCAGGUCACGGGAGGAUAGAGGAGGCGAGGAAGCAUAUGUUAGCGUAAUGAAAAGCAACCCCGUGGCUGGCUGGAGGUGAUGAAAAGGAGGGAAAUGCAAGGCUUUUAAGACUUUUUUGGAAAUAUGCGCAAUGGUUCUAUCAGUGCAAUUCAAAGGUACAUGGUUUCUGUGCAUCCUUGGUGUAUUUUUAUUUUAUACUGCCUGUUGGUUAUUACAGUACUCAAUUUAAUAAGCUGUAGGAAGAGGAAGACAACAGCUUUUUCUUUCAUUUGUCAGGUGAUCCAUGCUGUUUCAGCAAGCCUUUUUCCGGGUUGGAUUGGAAAUGACUUCCAGAGGGAUGCACACUGUGAAAACAUGCAAAGGUUCAUCCUCAGCUUCUCAUGGGAUAAUAUUAUUAUUAUUAUUAUUAUUAUAAAGCCUUCCUCUUCAUAAUUCAACCCUGGUUAUGUAUUGUAGAUGAUGGGGAAACCCUGGCAAAGGGGUCCUUUCUGUACUGAUGAGACCAUUUUCAAUGAAGAUUGGUAUAAAUCGCACCUCCUGCUUUACCCAAAAAUCUAACCUCUCAGCUUCAAUGAUGAGAUUCAACCUAUUUUUGGCUUUUUUUGUUUUGUUAUCAAAGGUUGAAUGGUGAAAUGACCUGUGCUACACUGUGUGAGUGAACACAGCGUUUUAGAGCUUCCUGUAACUGUUUCCCACUCUCCUCUUGACUAUAUGAGCAGGACCAGAAUAUAGUAGUCUAGAGAAAUUGCCUUUGUAAUUAUUAUUAUUAACAUUAAUUAUCUUCUAUAAUAAUAAAUAUAUUCACUGUUAUGUUAUUUGUCUUUGUUUCGGGUAUCAACCAGUACUCUCUCCCCCCAGGUAGUUUCAAAUCAUGCAGAAGACAAAAAGGCUUGCGUCACAGAAAACUUAAACGCUUGUGAACAUUAAGCCGUCUCCAUUCGCAACCUCUGGCCUCUUCAAGGAUCUCAUCGACGACUUUAAUACACUGAGAGGGAGGUUUGCCUGUGUGUUAUAUCCAUUUUGGGACUAUGGGAGCCUUGUACAGUGAACUGUCGAGUUGUUUCACCAAUAAAAAUAAGUUAUAUACAUGGAUAAGUGGGACAUCUGCUGAAGAACUGAAAAAAAAUAUAAGGACUUGUGUCAAACGACAACUAGACAGUGGGUACCCUGAGAGGGAAAAGACUGGGUCGAUUAUUUUAAUAUGACCAUUUUAUACCUUUCAAACCCCUCCCCUAGAGACCACAAAGAUUAAUUAUUAAAUGAAUUGUUGUUUA
Molecule: messenger RNA, 7268 nt
Organism: Trematomus bernacchii (emerald rockcod)
Lineage: Eukaryota; Metazoa; Chordata; Actinopteri; Perciformes; Nototheniidae
Gene: fbrs
Product: fibrosin
Exons: 19
Coding region: 1460-5578 (1372 amino acids)
Source: RefSeq, a predicted model, not a curated record